GCACUGGAUCGGUGCACGCAGAAAGCAGCUACGCAAGAGCGGGGUAGGAGCCGAAUGGUGGAGCUGAAGAUGGCGGAUGGCGACAGCGGGAGUGAGCGCGGAGGUAGCAGCGGGGGAGGAGGUGGAGGCGGCUUCCAACACUUCCAGAGGGACCAGGAGACCCAGGAGCUGGCGUCCAAGCGCCUUGACAUCCAGAACAAGCGCUUCUACCUGGACGUCAAGCAAAACAGCAAGGGCAGGUUCAUCAAAAUCGCCGAGGUAGGGGCCGGGGGCUCCAAAAGUCGCCUGACUCUCUCUCUGUCAGUGGCGGCGGAGUUCCGUGACUACCUCGGGGAUUUCAUCGAGCACUACGCCCAGCUGGGGCCUAGCAGUCCGGAGCAGAUAGCCCAAGCCAGUGUGGGUGAGGACGGCGGGCCCAGGCGAGCUCUCAAGAGUGAGUUUCUGGUCCGGGAAAACCGCAAGUACUACCUGGACUUGAAGGAGAACCAACGGGGGAGGUUCCUCCGCAUCCGGCAGACCGUAAACCGCGGACCUGGCUACGGAGUCGGGGGCCCAGUGGGCGGCAUGCUGGCCGGCCAGACCAUAGCCCUUCCGGCCCAGGGGUUAAUAGAGUUUAGAGACGCCCUUGCCAAGCUUAUAGAUGAUUACGGCGGGGACGACGAUGAGCUGACCUCUGGCACCGCCGCCGGAGCCUACGGGGAGCUCCCCGAGGGCACAUCCAUCAUGGUGGACUCCAAGCGGUUCUUUUUCGACGUCGGGUCCAACAAAUACGGGGUGUUCCUGCGGGUGAGCGAGGUGAAGCCCAGCUACAGGAACUCUAUCACCAUCCCCUUUAAAGCCUGGAGCAAGUUUGGAGGAGCUUUCUCCAGGUACGCCGAGGAGAUGAAGGAGAUCCAGGAGAGGCAGAGGGAUAAAAUGUACGAGAGGAGAGAUGAGUCCGAAGGAGAUGAUGUGGAUGACGACUGACAGAUUCAAGUGAAACCACUGAUAGUUCACUUCCAUGACAGGUGUGCGACAUAGGGGUAUUUUGCAAAAAAAAAAGAAGAAUUAUGACAGAUAAAGUGCAUGACAAAUCGUGCUGUAAUAGCCUACUAAAGUAUCGUGGCGUAAAAAGUACAUGUACAGGGAAUUAUUGGUGUAUUAUCCUGAAGUGUGUAGGGGUAAGGUUGGAUUGGUUGUGUGAAUCUGAAAGUGAAAAAAAGUGGACUUAACAAUGUAAAUGAGACAUUUAUCUUUGGCUGAAAAAAGAGUGAGUUUUGCUUUAUUAUGAAAAAAAAGGAAAGAGAGAACCUACUAAAACCA
Sphaeramia orbicularis (orbiculate cardinalfish) is the source of this 1302-nucleotide messenger RNA. RefSeq names its product purine-rich element binding protein Bb (gene purbb). The coding region runs from base 55 to 966 and encodes 303 amino acids. The transcript has a single exon. Gene Ontology annotation, cellular component: nucleus. NCBI's taxonomy places the organism in Eukaryota, Metazoa, Chordata, Actinopteri, Kurtiformes, Apogonidae. Gene Ontology annotation, biological process: regulation of transcription by RNA polymerase II. Gene Ontology annotation, molecular function: RNA polymerase II transcription regulatory region sequence-specific DNA binding; purine-rich negative regulatory element binding; DNA-binding transcription factor activity, RNA polymerase II-specific. The record is from RefSeq and is a predicted model, not a curated record.